AUGCCGCCGCUCACGCUCGAACAGGUGCUGGCGCGCUCCAUGCGGCUGCCUCGCCAGCGUGCUCAGCAGCAGGUCUCACGCCUCUACAAGAGACACAAGUCGGCUGAACUUGGCGGCAGUCCCGGAUGGGCUCCUGCAACCGCAACGGGAAGCAGCCCGGUGGACUCAGGUGCGCUCCGUAGCAGCAGGAUCGCUGCGUUGAUGAAGGGCCGACACGCUGGAAAGCACGGUGGAGUCGACCGCAGCGGUGUGUCUGGGACGGUGGCGAACAAGGAGAAGCUGAACUUCUUUGAGCUCAUGGAGCGCGAGGAUGCGCAGCGACGAGCCAGUCGCUUGAGUAUCCACAGCAGCGGCCACCUUGUUCGCAACAGUGCUGACCUCUCAACGUACCUAACCGCGGCGCAGCGCACCGGUGACUGGGAGGGAGGACUGCGGGCAUUUGCCGAGGCUACCGCACUGUCCGCCGUGACGGCGAUGCUGGCGACGUCAGAGGCCACAGCGACCUCCGCUGCCUCCACGGCAGGUACGUCGAUCGCGUCCACCUCAGUGCCGCCCGCGCCGUCCGGGUCUGGCAUCAACCCCAAUGCAGUGCAGAUCACCGCUGUUCUCGAGAUGUGUGCCAGCGCCGAAAAGUGGGACUUAGUAGAGAGGAUCGGCGUCUUCUUCGCCCCUGCCUACCCUUACACCUUCAGUCGCGCGGUGGAACUCCUCGCGCGGCGCACGCCGUCAGACUCAAGCGCUGGAGAGGGCGGAUGGCGUUCUGCCUUCGCUUACCUGACCACUCGCUGCCCGUUGCCCGCUGCUGAAAUUACGGUGGAGGCGUUCAACGUUAUUCUGCGCGGCUGCGAGGCGGCACUGGACUGGCGAGGGGCGAUGGAGGUGGUGCGGGCCAUGGGGCCGAACCCGCUGCAAGGCUGGCGUGCCGCCGAAGAGGAGGAUGAGGCAGGCUGCGCUGCGGCCGCGGCCUCGCUUGGUCAUCCAGCGACGGCAUCAGACCCUGCUGAGACAGAUACGGUGUCCGCGUCGCCGCCGACUGCAUCGGCUUCCCCUGCCCUGUCCAUGUCGACACCGCCGUCUCCGAAUGUGGUGAGUUACGCGACUCUCAUCGCAACACUAGAGCAGGCUGGCAAGGAGAGCCUUGCCUCGGCGGUGCUGAAUCGGCUGCCGGCUGUUGAGAAGGAAGAAAUUACGGCCUCGUAUGCCGCGCUGAUUAUGGUGUGGUCGAAUCAGAUCAUGCGCAAGCAGCGGCGGCGCUUCUGA
Molecule: messenger RNA, 1260 nt
Organism: Leishmania mexicana MHOM/GT/2001/U1103
Lineage: Eukaryota; Euglenozoa; Kinetoplastea; Trypanosomatida; Trypanosomatidae
Exons: 1
Coding region: 1-1260 (419 amino acids)
Source: RefSeq, a predicted model, not a curated record